Anoplophora glabripennis (Asian longhorned beetle) is the source of this 561-nucleotide messenger RNA. RefSeq lists its product as uncharacterized. Lineage: Eukaryota; Metazoa; Arthropoda; Insecta; Coleoptera; Cerambycidae. The coding region runs from base 54 to 464 and encodes 136 amino acids. The transcript is spliced from 2 exons. The record is from RefSeq and is a predicted model, not a curated record.
UAUUUCAGACAGUACCAAGUAGAAAUACCAACGAAGGAGAUUUGUUAGUGGAGAUGGAGGUCAGUGAUAAUUAUAUCAAGAAGUUUGCAGAUCUGAAUAGUCGCUGCGAAGAUUGUAUGCAGCCCAAAUGGACAGAUGCCGUGGAGAAUGAGGUUACUUCUGUGAUAUCUGAUGGAACCGUUAAUAGUAAAACAGGUAGACGUAAAUUUAAGUUGCCCACCUUAGAAUUUAAGAAGUUUGAUGGGAAUAUUAAAGAUUGGUUGCCAUUCUGGUCUCAGUUUCAAAAAGUGCAUGAUGAUCUGGAUAUAGACUUGAACAAUAAAGUUGAGUAUUUGAUUCAAGCUAUGGUGCCCGGUAGUAGCGCUAGGCAGCUCGUCAACAGUUUUCCCGCUACAGGAAGUAACUAUAGUAAAAUGAUUGACUGUCUUCUCUCUCGGUUCGGUCAUGAGGACUUGCAGAUCUAAGUUUAUGUUCGGGAAUUGCUCAAAUUAGUUGUAAAUACUACUUCGUCUGGCAAUAAAAUAGACUUGUCUUUCUUGUAUGACAAAUUAGAGUCGCAGU